This is a messenger RNA of Linum trigynum, 4136 nucleotides long. Lineage: Eukaryota; Viridiplantae; Streptophyta; Magnoliopsida; Malpighiales; Linaceae. The record is from the annotation of a GenBank genome assembly.
AGCUAAAAUUAUGAAAAACCAAAAAAUUGAAAACACCAAAUUUGUUUCUUUCUUUCUUUUCACAAAAAUACUAAAAUUUCCCUCCUUCUUUCUACUUCCAUACAUUAGAAAACUCAAUUUUUCCUCCUCUUUCUUUUCCAUAAAAUUGAAAGAACCAAAUUACCCUCCUCUUUCCUUCUACAAAAAGUUGGAAACUCAAAAGUUUCCCUCCUUAUUUCUCUUUCAUAAUCAAAAGAAUCAAAUUUUCCCACUUCUUUCUCUUCCCACAUAUCAAAACCACCAAAAUUCCCACUUGUUUCUUUUCUAAAAAAUUCAAAGAACCAAAUUUCCCUCUUCUUUCUCUUCCCAAAAACUUGAAUACACCAAAAUUUCCCUCUUCAUUUAAAAACAUCAAAUUACCAAAUACAUUACUUUACUUUAUUUAUAUUUAAUUGAUAAUUUUAUCGAAUAGUUAAAUUAACCAAAAUUUUAAUUUAUAUAUUAUAUUAAUAUUGUCAUGAUCUCAAGUGACCUUCAUGUUUCAAUUUUUGUAAUUUUCUUAAAAUACGUAAUAUCAAGUGAGUUUCAUAUUUUUUAAAUUUCCUAUACGAAAUGAAAAAAUAAUUUUACUUAAGUUUAGAAUGAAAAAUUUUAUUUUGAAUAACUAUGUAUUGUAUAUUUUUAUAAUUAUUCAAGUGGAUUAGAUGAAAUUCGGGUUGAGUCGGUCGGGUUAUGGGUCAAUCGGGUUCGGGUUAAUUGGGUUGCGGGUCAGUCGGGUUGCGGGUCAAUCGGGUUCGGGUUAAUCGGGUUGCGGGUCAGUCGGGUUGCGGGUUAGUUGGAUUGCGGGUCAAUCGGGUUGCGGGUCGGGCGGGUUACGGGUUGUUGACUUUUAGUCAAUUCGAGUUGCGGUCGGGUUGCGGGUCGGAUUGAUCGGGCGGGUUAAUCGGGUCGGCUAUGUUUUGACACCUAUAGUGGUAAUGGGUCGAAUUUGAGCUCUAGCUCAAGUUCCAGCACACCAAGGUUUGCUGGUUCUAUUUCUCGGGCGAGUGGAAAUGAAAGUGCUUCUGAGGGCAGUGUGAUUAAUGAAGGUAAAUCUCCAUCUCCUGCUGCAUUUACACCUGAAGAAAUGAAUCACCUCAGGUUUCUCUUGCAAGCUGGUGCUAGCACACAACCUUCACCACCUUCUUAUCCAUCCAUUAACCAUCAAGCCUAUUAUGCCACUCAUUUUCCAUCUGCCUUCCCCAGUUUUUCAGGUAAACAUGUCCUGUCAUCCUCUCACAGUCAUAAACUCACAACCUUAACCUGUGGAUUGUAGAUACAGGAGCUUCAGAUCAUAUAUCCUGUAGUCUAAGUUUAUUUUCCUCCUAUAAGCUAGUUCUGGACUGUUAGCAAUAUAUAAUUAGUAGAAUAAAUCAUUAAUAAGGUUAGUUAAGUAGGGUUAGGCGGCUAACCUAGGCCGAUUAGGUUAGAAUUAGUUCAUUAGGGUUUUGGGUUUAUUUCCUAUAAAUAUGUACUUUGGGUUUACGUCAUAAUCAGUAAAGAAAAGUAUUGAGUAAAGUAUCCUUCUAAAUCUAAUUCCUCUCAACUCCUAAUUUCUAUUCUCUCCUAAUCCAAGGCCUCGACCGAUUCCCAAUUCUAUUUUGUUCUUCUCGUCUAAAUCCCUAGUUCUUUCUAUCAACCCCUAAAUCCCUAAUUGUUACGAUAAUUACGGAUGCCGAAGAUCAGUCCCUAGAAUCCCUAGAAGCGGGGUUCUUUGGGUGGUAUCAGAGCUGUUGUGGCACUCGUACCAUGGUUUCGACCAAUUUCGAGCUCUCAAUUAGAGAACUCACCAAGAUCUUGAAGUUGAAGUUGGAAGAGGCAAGAAAGAACAAGGUUACCUCGUCCUUGUCAUUGUACGCGAACAUCACACGGGAUGCUCCACCCAAAGCCGCAGCCGCCGCGCCAAAGAAGCCGAUGAAGGAGGACGCACCGCCAUUGUCGAAGGCCGCAACUGCAAAUAUGGAUUUCGAAGAUUGGUUGGAACAACCUGUGUUCCCAAUCAUGCUCGAGCGAGGUGGAACAAUCUCGGAAGCUAGCCGGGAGACGCCAGCACCGAAGAGACGAUUGAGUUGGCCGGCAUUAGAGCUUCGUCCUGCUCACCAGUCACCAGCAUUCGACGGUGCUUCCGUCGAAAUCGUCGUAAGUGGGGCGAGGUCUUCUUCGACCACAGCCGCUCUCGCACGAGAUGCCGCUGUAUCCUCAAUUGUGGUAGCAACGCCAGAUUCCCACUCCCACGACCUCACGAGGAUGGAGGGUGAUAUAAUUUUCAUUGCCAAAUUGGAGGUUGUAGGAAGGAGCCCGAUUAAUCUGCUUCCACCUAAUUGGAAGCUGCAGAAACGACGGAAGGAGAUAGAGCCAAAGAUGAGGGGCGGAGUCCGACCAGCGUCGUCUGACUGAUUGCUCAUCGCCAUCGAAGAAAGAGGCGAAGUAAUCGUCCGACGCGGUGGCAGAAUGGAAGAAGAUGGUCGCCAGCUCGAGCUUGUCUCUUCGCCGCUGGAUUGACUGUUUACCGAAGGCAGAGACCGAGAGGAAACCAUUGGCGGAGAGGAAAAAGUUGGGCGAAGUUGGCAGCGACCGCCGACGCGAAACAACGAAGGAGCAGGGUCGUUGGGAAUCUCCACCGAUGGCGCGAAUCGCGUGGGAGGUGCGACAACCGGUGAUCCGCUAAGCAGCUCCGAGCGCUCGAUUGAUGGCGGCUUCGAUGGUGUCAUCAAUUGGCGAUGAGGCAAGCUCGAAUAUGGGGUCGGGUGCAUGCUGUCUUCCAAGCCACCGGAUGGUUGAGACACCGAAGAAGAAGAGGGGUGGCUCGUCGAUGGAGGAUGAGAAGAAGAAGUGCGGCGAUUUCGGGGGGAUUUCAACCGACGAGAGGGCGGUGACAAGCUAAAACACAACACCUAACAAUGGCCAAGUGUAACCAAUGAAAGGGACUGCAGUAUAGUGGCACUUGUAAUAAAUAUCGAAUCCACGGAUCUCUAGAGUUACUAUUACUCAGCUUCAGUUCAUUAUAUAGCAAACUAGAUUAAGGAUUGAUUUAUAAACUACUCUACUGACUACUCUACUAAUUACAAGUUGGGAACUCACUUAGGUAUGAUUCCCCCUAGCUCCUCAAUUAGGUCCAAUUGCAAUUACCUUUGGUUGAUCUACUGUUGAUUAAACUGCGGAAGAUCCUAAAUUAGCUUGGAAUCUCUUAAGCUGACCAAGCCCUCUCUGUCAAACUACCCAGAAGACGACUAGUCUUCACCGGAAUAGGAAGCUGAGGCUAUGAACACAGAACUCCACUACUGGAAUUGGAUUCCAGUACAAAGCAGUGAAUUGAUUGACUCUCGCACAACCAAUUCACCACUAUCAAUCAAGGAAGCUCUCUUAACCUAAUCAGAUUCUAUCUAUCAUAGGGUAAAGCAGAAAUCAAGAGAAUUUGAUCAAGAUUCAAUUGACUCAAUAAAUCAUGUCUCAAUCGAUUAUAAUCAAACAAUAUAGCAUCCAAAACUUCAUACAAGAAAGAUCCUAACACAUGGAACUAGGGUUCCUCAAAACCUAAGUGAAGGGAAGUUACUCCAUAGAGAAGAGAGAGACUGCAGAAAUCUGAUCUGGAUCAUCAAUCUCCAUCUCCAAGCUUGAUUCCCGAGCUCCAAUGGUGAGGAAAUCCUCCAAAAUAGCUCUAAGAAUUUAUAUGAUCCCAAUUGGAUCAAUCCACAAUUCACAAUUGCUUUCCAAAGAAGUCAUCUCAACUCACUUGAAGAAUUCUGAUUUUUGGCUAAGUGUUGAAACAGUUUCAGGUAGCCUACUUUGGAAGCUUGUAUCUCACAAAUGGCUCAAUACAAAUGAGAUAGCAAGAGCUUGUUUUGAAGAUAAUGUUAUUAUGAUUACAUUGGUAUGUUUUGGAGCUCAAGGAGAUGUCUGGAAGGUCACUUUCAAAGCCCAUCAAAAGGCUACCUCGAAACAGGAAAACUGUCUAAAUUUGGCUAAGGCAGAAAACUGUUUUGAGAUACCAACUUUGAAGGCCUAUAUCUGGAGUUUGGAGCAUGAUCUCAGGCUGAUUCAAGUUGGAGGUGAAACAAGAAGUUUUAUUCUACAAAGGAAAGGAAUUGGUUUAAUUCUAAUCAACCUAGAAGACCAUU